Scatophagus argus is the source of this 8977-nucleotide messenger RNA. RefSeq names its product matrix-remodeling-associated protein 5. NCBI's taxonomy places the organism in Eukaryota, Metazoa, Chordata, Actinopteri, Scatophagidae. Gene Ontology annotation, cellular component: extracellular region. The transcript has 17 exons. Gene Ontology annotation, molecular function: protein binding. The record is from RefSeq and is a predicted model, not a curated record. The coding region runs from base 524 to 8023 and encodes 2499 amino acids.
GAGAGAGAGAGAGAGAGAGAGACGGAGAGGAGAUGAAUAGAGGAGGCGAAGGAAGGAGCGUAGGUGUAGGAGGGGAUGGAGAAGCAGCAUUCCUGACCGCACAGUUACAGAAGGAGACGAGAAAGAAGUUAAUCUGAAAUCCAGAUGCCUUAAGGACCAACGGAGGGUCAAACUAAUCCCCACACACACACACACACACAGACACACAGACACACACACACACACACACACAGAGACAUACACACACAGAAAGCGCUCCAUCCCCUCUCCUGCUCUCUCUUACCCAGACCUCAGCACCUCAGUGGCUUUACAAGUCAGUAUAGCACAAACAGCCACAGGACUAAAACAUCAACUGGAUACUUUUUUAACGCCUGUUUUUCUUGUAAAACGUCCCACCCUGCAGUCAAAACUAAAGGACUUGUUUGGGGGUAUAUUUUGCACUUAAACUGUUCACCCCCCCACCCCCUUCUGGAGGAAUUUCCAGGUGUAUUGAUGACGUGAGUGGUCUGACAGCCAUCCAGUCAUGGCACUGUGGUGGUGUGCUAAAAUCUUCUGUGGGCUGGCUGCAGCGUGGGUUCCCCUGCUCUUCAUGUCACUGCUAUGGCAUACGAUCACCCCUAUAGGUGCCGUCCCAUCCUGCCCACGGAGCUGUAGCUGUCCUGGCGUUAAAGAGGUCCACUGUACCUUCAGGCAUCUCACCACCAUACCCAAAAGCUUUCCAAAAGACACAGAGAGGCUCAACCUGGGUUAUAACAGUCUGACAGAGGUGGAGGGGUCAGAAUUCAGGUCACUGCGCCAACUGGAAAUGCUCAUGCUGCAUGGCAAUGACAUUACCACAGUCCACCCUGGAGCAUUUUACAGCCUGAGAUCACUACAGAUCCUGAAGUUGAGUUACAACAAGCUAACAUCGGUGAACCCUGGUCUGUUUGAAGGCCUCGUUGGUUUGAUCCGCCUUCAUCUGGACCACAACCUCAUUGAUUUUAUAGAGCCAUACUCCUUCUCAGGCUUGACCUCCCUAAAACUCCUGCAGCUGGAGGGGAACCUCCUGAAAGAGAUCCACCCUCACACCUUCAUAACAGUGUCGGUACUGGGAAGCUUUUGGACCUCUGGGCUCAAACACUUACACCUGGCAGACAACCUUUUGGAGCAGCUUCCUGCCACAGCACUGAAGACAGCUCCCAGGCUUGAGCUCCUCUCUCUACAUGGUAAUCCCUGGGCCUGUGACUGUCAGCUGCACUGGUUGGUAGAAUGGAGCUCCACACAUGAAGGCAUAAUAAAGUGCAAGAAGGAACGUGGAACAAGUGAGACUUGUGCCCAGUGCUCCUCUCCUCAACCACUGAAUGGGUCCCUUUUGCUUGGAUUGACUCCAGAGAAGCUUACCUGUGAACGGCCAUCUCUUCGCUCCCCCCUCAAACAGUGGGACAAUCCUGUGUGGGCUGAAUCUGAGGCAGAGCCUGACCUUCCGUACACCCGUGAUUUUGAAAAGCCUUUAGGCCAUCUCACGUUUGUUCUUUCUGACAGCCAUGGAAACAGUGCACAUGUGGCAUGUGACGUGCGCCACCCUGGAGACAGUUCGCCUAUGACUUGGACAGUGAAUCCACUCUCACCAGGGGAGUUGUAUAUCAAUGUAUCACUGGUGACUGUCCUUGAGUGUGAAAUUGAUCGGGAGACACUGCAAAAUCUGUGGCAGCUGGUUGCGUAUUACUAUGAAAGCCCUGCUAUCUUGGACAGAGGUCAACAGAGGGGAAAUGCAAGCAGAAUAACCUAUCGAUAUGCCCAAGCUGUGAAUGAAAAUUCCCCAUAUUUCACUGAUUUAAAAGGGUAUUUGGUAGCAGAACCCUCGUGGCUGCUUCAACCCAGAGUCACUUUGAGGCUCAACAGACAGCAGACAACAACCAAAAAACUGGUAAUGGACUUUACUACCGUAAUUACCAAACACCUCAACAGUCACAGAAGGCAGGAGGAUGAGAAUGAUCCCGCCAUGUCCUGGGCUUUAAUACAUAGAGGGACAGCAGGUCGGGUUCAGACUGCUCUAGACGGUUCAAAGGUUCACUUAAAGUGUAGUGUUGUCACAUCAGAUCCAGAGGUGAAAGUGGAGUGGAUGCUUCCUGAUUUGUCCAUUGUGGAAGAUGUAACUGGUAAAAUUGAAAUCUCUGAAAAAGGAGAACUUGUGAUUUUAAAUGCCACAUUGUCUGACUCAGGCCUUUAUCAUUGUAUGGUCAGAACCAAAGCUAGUGUGGACUUUAUGCCUUUAAGGCUCACCAUAAAAAAUCGCUUGCUCAGCCCCACUGCUUUCAAUGGCCAGAAAAUUGUAGUUGAAAAGGGACACUCUUUUUCUCUCCCAUGUGAGGUGACCUCAGUCCAGCCAAGUCAAACUAUGUGGUACCUUCCCAAAAACCAAAUUCUUCUUCCCACACAACACACAAGACGAGCAGAAGUAAUGGAAAAUGGGACUUUGAUUGUAAGGAGGUUGACACAAGAGGAUACGGGGGAGUACAGCUGCUUGGCUUCAAAUCUAUAUGGAGUUGACAUGAUAUCACACAUGGUGGAAGUCACAGGUGAAAAGGCCUCUGAUAGAUCUACAGUACAGACUGAGAUGAAUCGGCAGAUCUUGCCAGUCACCUUGGAGGAAGGAGAAGGUUCGGGGGGAGAUUACCAGGAAAUUAUACGUCCUUUUGCGACGCAGUUCCCUAAGAAAGUAGAAACAGAACAAAGGAAUCCCAACAGGUUUUCAACAAGGAUAAGAAUUAAAGAUGCAAAAAGAAAGCACAAUAAAUCAGUUAAGGAAUUAGAUCCAAAUCGUUGGGCGGAGAUAUUAUCUAAAGUUAAGACCAAACCAAGUGUUGUUCUGCCCACAGAGCAGUCACUACCAGAACCAAACACAGUAACUGUCCUAACAAGUGUGUCCAAACCUACUACUACAACUGCCACUACAGUUGCUUCUAGUUUUAACAAUUUACUCCCUGCUACCACCCCUACUGAUCCUAGGAUGGACCCAACAAAUUUUCCCAUUAACACAAAAGCUAAGAUUGAGUCUUAUUCUACAGAGAAGAGAUCAAAUAAUAGAAAAGACUCUGAAACAUCUGAAAGUCUGACAAAGGUUUUACAAACUCCACCCCCCAAAAGUACAGAAUCAACCCUACAUCAUGUUGAUGGAAUAGCAGAAAAAGCAGAAGCUGUCACAGACCCCCCUGCUGUUGGUACUCCUCAGUUAGUUGAUCAGUCAGAAAAUAAGGACUCUAGGGAGGGGAGAGCGAACCCCAUUCCUGGUCAGUCAAACAGGAGAAGGCCGCCUUAUAGACGUAGAAAGCCCCCAAUGAGAAGGAUCCGCCCACAUAUACACCCUUUCUACCAUUUGUCAAACAAGCAGCAAACAACUGUCCCCCCAAAAACAACAACCAUGAUGACCACAACUACAACUACAACCACUACUACUACUACUACAACACCUGUUCCAACCACAGUAGCAAAGCACGAAACCCUAUCUUCUGAGUAUCAGACAGAGGAAGAUGAAUACAAUGAAGAAUAUAAUUACAAAGAUAGUGAUAAUCUGGAUACCGAGGAAGAUUUAAACAAUAAAACCUCUCAUACCACUAAUGAUCUCAACAGUAGCCUUACCACAUUCACAUCACCUAAAGUACAAGAUACUCAUGUAGACAGCUCUCAAGGUAGACAUAAUUUACCUAAUCCAAAGACAGUUGUCACUCCAAAGCUAGACAGUACCCCUCGUCCAACUGAAAGAGCUGUUGAAAACACUGAAGCUGUAAUCCUAAAGAAAUCUGAGAGACAGAGGGUUGAGAUUGUAACACAAACUUUGGAAGAGGGCAGAGAUAAUAAAUAUCUUGCAGGAGAGAGUGAGAGGGGUGCAAUGAAAGGUCAAGAGGAGGACAAAACAGAAACAGAAGACAGUGACCAAGACACAGAGAAAUCUAGACAGGACAACAAUAUGCGGCAAAACCUCCAAUUAACAACACAAAAUAGACCAAGACCUAACACUCGACCUUCAAUGGGAGAAAAUACAUCAACCCAAGCAAGAAAUUCGUCCUCCAAAGUUAUUACCUCAAAUCCAACAAAAGGGAUAACAAGAGAAGAAGUCACGCAGACAGACAGUAAAAAUUUAAGCAAACUAAAAGUCACGCCUGAGAUCCAUAAUUUCCCAAUAAUGGAGCCACUUCACCCCUGGCUUCAUCAGGACAAACAGAGAGGAAGGCACACUACUCCUUCAAGGACAACACACACAAACCGAGACAGAAAUACAGGAAGACAAAGCAAAGUGAACUCAGGCCGGCAUUCCCAGCCUCCCAGAUUCUCUGCGACCACCCGCUGGCCUUCACACCAUCACCAUCAUCUGUAUGUUCCUCUCAGCCCAUCUUGGCCAGAUCAAAAGUCAUUUUCUCAUCCAAGGCAUGGUCCUGGGUCACACUCUAUGCCUACACAUCCACCUUGGCCUUUGCCCCAUCCAUGGGCUCAAAACCCAGUUGUCACCAACCGACCAGAGAUCACAGCUGAAACAGUGAAGCCCACACCUACAGUUACUGGAAGAACGGGAAACUCCAGAUUUACACAACCUAAUCCCCACCUACCACAUCAUAAUCUAAAUCAUCACUUGGAUGGCAGAACGCAAACCAGAGAUCAACUAUUUCUAUCAAGGCUGAGGAACAGAUAUAGACAGGCACAGCUCGAUCGAAUCAUUCAGCUUGGGAGGAUGGCGACACCCAAACCUCGCACUAGCGUCUAUAAUCCUCCAUCCCCCAUCACACCAAAACUCAAUCCACCUCCACAGAGACCCUAUAUCCCCAAACCACCUGCACCUACUGCUUCUUACACUUACACCCUGCAACCUCCAAAGCCUGCAAAACCUUCAUCAUUGUCAUUCUCUGGUUUCACGCCAACGCCUCGUUCUUACCAUCUCACCACCCCUGGAGUCCAAAAUGAAGGUCGCUGGCCUGUUGGAGCAGGUCGAAUCAGUUCUCUGCGACCUACUGCUGCACCUCCUUUCCCAUGGAUGUUGGGAGCUGAAAGUGGCAGGGUGAAACCUCAUAUAACCACAGUAACCACAGCUAGUGUGUCAGUGGUGGCAGAAAGUGAUGUGUUCCUGCACUGCAAAGCCACAGGGAAUCCUGAACCCAGCAUUGCAUGGACCAAAGUCUCCACAGGUGCCACCAUCCCAGCCAACACCAAGCAUGGCACUCGUUUUGAAGUCUUCAAAAAUGGAACUUUUCUUAUUAAAAACAUCCAGCUUCAGGAUAGAGGCCAGUACCUCUGCACAGCCCAGAACAGGUUUGGAUCAGAUCGUAUGGCUGUAACCUUAGCUGUUCAGACUGAGGCACCCAAGAUCCAGCCGCCCAAGGCCACAGAGAUAGCAGUCUAUUUAGGGAAAAGUGUGACUAUUGACUGCUUUGCUUCAGGAAGACCACCUGCCCAAAUUUCGUGGAUUCUUCCUGACAGGACGUUUGUACGUGAUGUUGGAACUGUUCACACUCUCCUUUCUCCAAUGUCUCUGCUUCGGAAUGGAACUCUACACAUUCACUCUCCUAAUUUCUCCAGCAAAGGGGACUAUAAAUGUAUUGCAAGCAAUGCAGCAGGUGCUGAUACGAUUACUUAUCAUCUCCAUGUGGCAGCUCUGCCUCCAAGCAUCAGUGAAGAAGUAAUGGAUACUGUGAUCAUUCAGCCAGGCAGGAGUUUGUAUGUCCACUGUUCUGUGAAGGGUGAACCAGUGCCGGCUCUGAAGUGGACGCUUCCAGCAGGUGUCCAUGUUAAACCAUCACAGUUUCUUGGACGCAGGCUGUUUGUCUUCCCCAAUGGGACACUGUAUGUGAAAAAUGUUUCACCAGUUGAUGCUGGGAGAUAUGAGUGUUUAGCCACUAAUGCUGUUGGCCUUGCCAAAAGAACUGUCCUGCUGGAGGUGAAGGCAGAUUCCACUUCCUUCUCCCAUCAGCCUCCUGUUCCUCUUCCCAUCCCUCCAACUCACCACCAUGGUGUGCCAUCCCGCCAGCACUUUGUUUCAGCUAUGUAUGGUUCUGCUGUUUACCUCCACUGUCCAGAGUCUACAGCAUCCACAAGAGGGACCAUCUGGCAGCUACCCUCCAAGACCAUCAUGGAACAUCGAUACAGUCCAGAGAGACCAAUUAAAGUCUUCCGUAAUGGGACUCUGAGGAUACUUCAGCUAACUGAGCUGGAUGGAGGAAAUUAUCUGUGUUUCUUCCAGCGGCCCAAUGGGGAGGACAUGGAGCUCUUCCAGGUAGAGGUGUUAAUGACCCCUCCCAGAAUUGAACACGUGAGGACUGCACAGACAAGCGUCACUUUUGGAGAAAAUUUCCAGGUGGACUGUGUUGCGACAGGCCUCCCUGAUCCAGAAGUUUCCUGGAGUCUCCCAGAUGGAACUUUGAUCAACAAUGCUCUUCAGUCGGAUGACAGUGGCCUUCGCAAUCGCCGCUAUGUUAUUUUUGACAAUGGAACUUUACUUCUCCAGCAAAUGGGCAAAAAAGAUGAGGGUGACUACACUUGUUAUGCCAAGAACAAACUGGGCAAGGACGAAAGAAAAGUGAGCGUUAAAGUGGGAUCGAAUGCGCCCAAAAUUAGAUUAAAAUCACAAUCACUAGUGAUGGCAAAGUUAGGAGAAUCAGCAAAAUUGAGUUGUCAGGCAAUGGGUGAUCCUACACCAAAAAUCACGUGGAUCUCACCAGGAAAGAAUUUGAUAUUGAUGUCAUCUGACAAAUUUCAAAUCUUGGAUGAUGGGAUGUUAGUAGUAAAUAAAGUGAGACUGGCCGAUGAAGGGAAAUAUGCAUGUAUGGCACAAAAUUCUGCUGGUGAUGAUGUUAAAAACAUGAAACUUGAAGUUGAACCCCAGGAACCCUUUAUCAAUGGUAUAAAAGGGAAGAGCACCACAAAGAUUUUGGCUGUCUCCUACCAAACAGCACUCCUGGAUUGCAGUGUGGAAGGGAAACCCGCACCAAGAGUCUGGUGGGUUACUCCUUACGGCCACACACUCCCAAUGCCCUAUGUGGGUGGUCGCUUUCAAGUCCACCGGAAUGGGAGUUUGGAGCUGAGAGGUGUGAGGAAAACAGAUGAAGGGAGGUACAUGUGUAUGGCUAAAAACAAUCUGGGUGAGGCCUCACUUUUGGUUGAGUUAGAGGUGGCAUCAUUAGCUGAAAAACCAAGUUUUGCUGUUCCCAAUAUUGAAAUCUUACCCAUUAAGCAAGACGGUAGGCUACUAAGCCUAGAGUGCCCUGCUCGUGGAAAACCUAGGCCAGAGUUUGCAUGGGUUCUUCCCAAUGGAACAAUGUUAACACCUGGUGUUAGACUCCAACGCUUCACACAUCAUCUGGGUAAUGGAACUCUACAGAUCUCUCAGCCGCUUGCAAGUGAUAAGGGAGUGUACCGGUGUCUAGCAAAGAAUGUGGCAGGACAAGCAGAGAAGCGUUACGCACUGGAGGCAGGCAGAAAGCCAGUGAUCAGAGGAUCUACAGGUGGGGUGAAGAUCACUUAUGGCCUCAAUCUGAAUUUGCCCUGCAGCGUGGAUGGCUGGCCACAGGCAUCAAUCACAUGGACCCUGCCUAAUGGUCUUGUUUUGGACAAACCUCAAAACAUUGGUCGGGUAUCUUUUCUUGCCAAUGGAACCCUCCAACUCAGGCAGGUCGCCGCCUUUGACAAAGGAACGUACAUUUGUAAAGCCUCCAACUCUUUUGGCUCAUCAACACUAUCCUACCCAGUUGCGGUGAUGGUUUUUCCACCACGCAUCACCAGUACACUGACAUCAAUUACAAGAGUCAAUCGUGGAUCACCAGUGACGUUAAACUGUGUUGCAACUGGUAUUCCCAAGCCAGAUAUUUCAUGGACGCUGCCUGGACGCACAACACUGGUUCCACAUAACCGGUUCACAAUGCAGGGAGGGAUUUACAUGACAGAGGAGGGCAGUCUGGUCAUACAGAACCCUGUACUCAUGAACUCCGGCAUUUAUAAAUGCAAUGCUAAAAACGCACUUGGAACAGACUUUAAAUCUACUUACCUACAAGUGGUCUGAGUGACAUUUUAUUUGGAAAAUCUCAGCAGAAUUAAGACGUAAUGAGGAUUUUUUCCUAUCAGGGUUUAAUUAUACUGCAUAAUAAAAAAAAAAACUCUGGAGAGGGGCUUAACAGGGCCUGACCGUCCACCUGAGAUAACCUUGGAAAGCAGUUUCCACCGAACAAAAACGUUUCAUACAAGAACUUCAGAGUCAGCACUCACCUUUUGUGAUUUUGAGCUGCAGUAUAUUGUUUUCUGGUACAAGUGUUGCAGUCACUUCUCUUUUUCUCUGUUCAAACUUACCCCGUUGACGGUAAUUUCACAUUCCUCAUAUGACACUAUAGUUUGUAAAACUGUUCCUCACAGUGCAAUUUUAUAUUAACAUGACACUGCUCUGUAACUGAAAUUUCAGACGAAUAUUUUCAAAUCUAAUGUGUUCCCCUUAUAUGAUCACUAUUGUCUAUCUGUUGGUAGAAUUAAAAUUCAACAAUUUCAGUUGUACAUAACAAAUAUUCAAUUGCUCACAUCACAAAAAGACACUUUACCAAACACUGCAAACUUUACCGCAAAAUCUUUUAGCAAAAUUCCACAACAUUGGAGUUCAUUGAGAAAAAGUGAUGAGUAUUGGAGUUUCAUAAUUCUAACACCUGAGUGUAUCUUCAGCUAUUGUACCUGUGCUUAUAAAGUGCCAUAUUCUAUGAACUUGGAGAGCAGUAACUCUUGAAGACACAAAUACAGCCUGUUGCUGCUCUCCACUGUGUAUCAGAAAACUAAUUACUGUAUGUAUUAAUGCCAUUUAAUCAUGUUCACAAUGGUGGAAAAGUAAUAGCUCAUAACAGUCAUGUUGUGAGCUUGCAGUAGCUGUUAAGAGUUGAGGGAUGCUUACAGAAAACAAACGUGUCCUUAACAAAAAACAUGUAAGUAUAUAAUUUAUAAGUGAAAAAUAAAAUAUAAAGAUAUAUUGUUGUUUUUU